Messenger RNA from Trichophyton benhamiae CBS 112371, 2031 nucleotides. RefSeq lists its product as uncharacterized. The transcript has a single exon. Lineage: Eukaryota; Fungi; Ascomycota; Eurotiomycetes; Onygenales; Arthrodermataceae. Gene Ontology annotation, cellular component: cytosol. Bases 1 to 2031 code for a protein of 676 amino acids. The record is from RefSeq and is a predicted model, not a curated record. Gene Ontology annotation, molecular function: FMN binding; flavin adenine dinucleotide binding; sulfite reductase (NADPH) activity.
AUGACCUCUGCUAUGGCCUCUACUAUGCCAUCUACCAGACUCGGGGCUGGUAGCCUCGCGCUGGGCUUCCUCGGCGAGAGACAGAAGCUCAAGAGAAAGAGAAGCGACAAGGAAAGAGACAGGGCAGCCAGAGUGAUCGUACCGGUCAGGGCUCUGGGCUGUGUCCGGGCGAGUCUCGAGCAGGCCGCCUUGCUCUCCCUACCACUGGUGGUGCAUCUAGUAGGAGAGGAUGAUGACAGUGUCGAAGACAGUGAUGCCUGCAUCGAGAUGGCAGCAGAGCUGGGUGUGACCCUGAUAAGCUGCCAGGAGGGAGACGAAAAGAAGACGACGGCAUUGGCGGUGCAGGUUGCUCCGUCAAUGGUGCUUCACAAGGAUGCAGCAAAGAUACCAGCGGAAGAAGAUGCAGUCUAUGACUUGCCGCAGACAACAGGGGGAGAACUCAAGACCAGUAACAAGUACGAGUAUCACGGGCCUUCGGAUGCUGUCUCCGUGGUAGCUGUCUUUGGCCAUGCUGCUGCCAGUGAUGCUCUCAGGACGACAGGACUGUUGGUGGUCAAGACCUGGCCGGCGGGGGCAGACGAAAUGGCGAAGGUCCUUCCAGAGACAAUCAAGACCGUGGGGGUCCUUGGAGGCCAGCAGGAGUCGCUAUUCAGACAAAUGCUCCCUCUCGGCCUUAGAGUGGCCCUGGUAAGCCUGACCAGCAGGACUCUUGGUGACUUUACCGGAAGCGAGGUUGAACAACAAAAGACCGUCGAGAAGGAGAAAAUAGACAUAGCCGAAGAAGAACAAGAAGAAGAAGACAAGGUAACUGUUGAAGAUGUUACUAAGGGGCUUCUCUUCAAGGAGGCUCUUGGGGCAAAAACGACCUUACCAAAACUCCCAGCAAAGACCUACGCUGUCACCGUCAAGGAGAACCGCAGGCUCACUCCAACACACUACCACCGUCAUAUUUUCCAUCUGGAGCUAGACCUGGGUGACUCUGGCUUGACAUACGAGAUAGGAGAGGCCCUAGGAGUACAUCCCGAGAACUCUUCUCAAAAUGUGCAGGAGUUUGCUGCCGCUUAUCCCUUAGAUCUGGAUGAGAUAGUCAGUUACCGGACAGAAGAAGGCAGGCAGACGCAGACGACCUACCAGGCACUCAGAAGGCUCGACCUUUGGGGUCGGCCGCCCAAGAAAUUCUACCUCGACCUUAGCGAACAUGCUACCGACCCCAAGGAGAAGGAGAGACUUGCUCACCUUGCAUCUCCGGCGGGCAAAGACGAGUUCAAGCAGCGUUCAGAUGUUGACAUGUUGACGUACGAAGACAUCCUCCUGGAGUUCCCCUCGGCCAGACCUACAUUCACCAGUUUAGCCGCCAUGGUAGGCCCCGUCAAGCGACGAGAGUACUCCAUUGCUUCCUGUCAACGCCUAGCACCCUCCAUCGUGGCCCUCAUGGUCGUCGUCGUGGGCUGGACAGACGGACGUGGCAGAGCUCGCUCAGGUCAUGCAUCUACCUACCUCUCCAGACUGUCCCCCGGUGCCCCCCUGACGGUCAGCGUUAAGCCCAGCGUCAUGAAACUCCCUACCGACCCCAUGGCACCGCUCAUCAUGGCUGGACUGGGCACCGGGCUCGCUCCCUUCCGCGCAUUUGUCCAGCACCGAGCCCUGGAGAAGGCUCUGGGCAAGGAAGUUGGUCCUGUGCUGCUGUAUAUCGGAGCCCGUCACCAGCGAGAAGAAUACUGCUACGGCGAAGAGUGGGAGGCCUACGCUGCCUCGGGCGUCAUCACUCUGCUUUCGACCGCCUUUUCACGAGACCAGCUACACAAAGUCUACAUCCAAGACCGCAUGAGACAGACCCUUCCCCAGAUAGCCGAUGCGUACCUCGCUAAGCACGGCUCAUUCUACCUGUGUGGGCCGACGUGGCCUGUUCCCGACGUUACCGCCGUCCUUGAGGAAGCGGUAGCGUCUCUUUCCACAGACACCAAAAUAGACACCCGCGCUGAGAUGGACCGGCUUAAGGACCAGCACCGCUUCGUCCUGGAGGUCUACUAA